AUGAUGGAUCCGAGUGAGAUCCUAUUACAAACAAUUAGUGAGAACAGUCAUCCUCUGGCAUGUAUAAAAAAUUUGCUCGCCUGUCCAGAUAUUUCUGUUAACUUUGCUCAUCCACGGAACCAUCAGACAGCUCUGCACAUUGCAGCGCAGCAAGGAAAUGUGAAUCUCAUAAACCUGCUGUUGUCUUAUGGUGCCCAUGUGAAUGGCGGAACAGUAGAUCUUAUGACACCAUUACAUGAAGCAAGUUUUGGUGGUCAUCCACAAGCUGUUGAAACUCUUAUUGCAGAAGGGGCUGAGGUUUGCUUUUUACAUGUUAUUACAAGUAAAUAAUCCUUAUAUUGAAGAAUGUUACAGUGCAAUAAAACAUACAUAUUACUCUACAAUACAAGAUCACCAAUUACCAGAAGUACUCAGUGUCUUAUUUACUGAAAAUUGACUUCAUGUUUUAUUAUUAUGUAGUUUCAUUCUAAACAAUUGUUGCAGCACUCUUCCGAUAACAUUGCCAUCUAAUAGAUUACAACAAGUGGCCCUGGGCAAGCAAAAUGAGAGAACUGCUUGCCAAAAUCAAGUUUUUUCAAGCCCUGCUUAUAUGUUAAGAAAUUAGAAUACAUUACAUAUAAUCAAUAACAAGGGUAGCCUCCUUAUGAAUAAAACUACAUACAAUCAUUUAAAAGGGUAGCCCCCUUACAAAAAAAGGCCCCCUUAGUCAACUCGAGAUUGACUUUAUCAAUAGAUAACUUAUCCUUAGACCCAGUGUAAUAGUCAUGAAUAUCAUAAGUUCGCUGUUGAGAAUAAUCUGAGAAAUAACUUGGAGCUUGUCCAUCAAGACAAUUCUUGACAAGCUUGAUGAUAUGUUUCUCUCUUCUCGUCUUAAGAGGGUCCCAACCAAGACUGAAAGCCAUAUCUUCAGUGGAAAAAUGCACUGUCUUCAACACUAUCCUAGCAGCACGCCUCUGCAGGCAUUCCAAUUCUUCUUCAUUUUUCAUUUACCACAGCCAUGAAAAACAGCACAAAAGUAUUCCAAAUUUGAUAGUAUCAUUGAUUGAUAUGAUAAUGGUUCAAUGCUUCAGUUGUUAAUGAUGAUCUAAUUAAUUCUUGAGAACAUCCCCAGUGUUUUAAUGUAUUCUCUCUCUAGUCAUUUAUCAAGCACUCUGACAGCAGCAGAAGAGUGCUGCACCAGUUGAGUAGUUAAUAAAUUAAACUAUAAAGUAAUAACAUGCCAAUUAAGUCUAUCUUUAGCUGAUGAAGAAUUUGUCCUUCUAUCAAGCAUUCUCUAGCCCUGACAGCUUCUGCACAUCUACUGAAAUCAAGGACUCUAUCAAUAAUAUUAUGUUAAAGAAUGAAGGGGUAAAUUUCCUUUGCUUCCUACUAUGUAGCCCUAAAAUUAAUUCAAUAAAAGACAUUGAAGGAUUAAAUUCUGGUUUAACCUGAGAACAAAUUUAAUAUUACUACUACAACAUUAGUCACUGGUGCAAUGAAGUUUGUAACAGCUAGUCUGCUGCUGAUGGUAUGCUUUUACACUGGUAUGACAUAUUUCUUUUUUUUUUGUCUCUUCGCAGGUUAAUGCACGCAAUAUAGAUGGCAGUACACCCCUGUGUUUUGCUUGUUCCAAAGGGUGUAUUCAGUCUACACAUCUGUUGGUUAAAGCAGGAGCAGAAGUCAACCCUUCCCUGACAGUCACCUUCCCACCUUUGCAUGAAGCAGCCUUGAAUGGACAUGUUCGUUGCAUAGAUCUUUUAGUGCGAUUGGGCGCCAACCUAGAGAGAUCUGAGAAUCAGUUUGGAACUGCUCUGCACAUUGCUUGUCUCCGUGGUUAUGCAGACUGUGCGAGAUCAUUGCUUCAUGCUGGAGCUAAUCCCAAUGCAAUCAAACGACACCAGUCUCCUUUGCACACAGCUGCACUAUGUGGUUACGAGGAAUGUGCAGCACUGCUUUUGGAGUAUGGAGCAAAUGUUUAUCAGAGGAAUUCACAAAGCAAGAGACCUUCUGAUUUGGCUACAGAUGUGGCAUGCAAAAAAAUCCUUCUAUCAAAAGCCGGUGAGGAAGGAGGGGUGCUGAAACUAUGCAUUGUCAAAUCCAUACUCUCAUCUUGCAAUAGGCGAAGCUUUGUUUAAAUUUUUUUGCCUCAUUAGCAUGUCCCUUUUAUUUUCUGGUCAAGCUAUCAAAAUAAACUCUGGGAAUAAUCAAAGGCCUGCAUAACAAUAUAAUUUCAAAUAUCUGUGAAAAGUUGAGCCUGAUUUACCAACAGUUUAGGAGAUUGAAAUAAAAUUAUCUUUGAAAAACUUAAAACUUUACCAAGAAGUAUGUAUGGGCUCAUUAACCUUUUCGCACCCAACAAUUUUGCAGUUUUUGAUGGCUGCUAUUUCCUUUGUUAUAUUGCUUGCAAAGAACUGAAAAUUGCACAAAUUAAUCAAUUCUUCAACUCUUGAAGUUAAUUUGUGCAUACAAUGAUGCCCUCUAUGGUUUAACUCAUAUGCUACUAAACAAAAAUGUAAACAGUGACUUUACCAAAGAUUCGCCUACAGGUAGAUGUAGAGGAAAUUAGUAGGAGUGGUGUUUUGGGUGGGGUCUUUCAGACAGGGAGGUAAACAACCCAACGGAGAUGAGAGAGUUGGAGGGAAUGAAUGAUAUACUGUCUAGUAAGACACCUUUUUUGGAAAAGGGGUCCAUGUUAAAUAUUUUUUUGCAAAAUAAAAAGAAUAAACAGGGAGUCCUAAAUGUUGUUCAUCUCAGGCCCACUUUUAUCCGUUCUUUUGUUAUGCUGGAAAACAUUUUGAUAUUAUUAUUAAAGGCUAAUUUUUGCUCGAUUUUUUUUUCCAGAAACUCCAGCAAAACUUAUCGAAACCUGCCGGCUUGUCAUCAGACAACAGUUGUCACGAACUCCAUCGAUCAAGAUUCCACUGCUACCCCUCCCUGGCUCCCUCAAAGAAUACCUCAACUACUAUUACUGA
This is a messenger RNA of Porites evermanni, 2951 nucleotides long. Lineage: Eukaryota; Metazoa; Cnidaria; Anthozoa; Scleractinia; Poritidae. The record is from the annotation of a GenBank genome assembly.